Molecule: messenger RNA, 5648 nt
Organism: Zophobas morio
Lineage: Eukaryota; Metazoa; Arthropoda; Insecta; Coleoptera; Tenebrionidae
Exons: 3
Coding region: 178-4881 (1567 amino acids)
Biological process (GO): positive regulation of transcription by RNA polymerase II
Cellular component (GO): nucleus
Molecular function (GO): transcription cis-regulatory region binding; protein binding
Source: RefSeq, a predicted model, not a curated record
GAGAAAAUAGCUACAGAAAUAACAGCUAAUCAACCACGAAUUUACAAAUUAAUAGUGACUAGCUAAGUUAUAGAUUAUUGUCAAGUCGACAAGUUUAUAACAUUUUGUGAAAAAUAUUAGAAGAGAAAACUGUUGGAAGUGUAGAUUUGCGUAUUUACGUAGUCAAAAAUCGUCAUUAUGGAAGACGUAAUCGGAAGCUUAGAAAAAGGGAAUGCAUCUGCUACAGACAAGAUUUUCUGCAAAAGAGCUGGAACCACAGACAUGGGAAAGAAGUACGAAAAUAUGAUAGUCGCCAAUGUCGUACUUCACAUGAUAUCCAACGAUAAAGUAAAAAACUUCUACGUUUCGUCGGACGAUUCAAUUUUUGGAGCAUUCGAUGAUGUGGUUAUUGAAAUGGAGACCGACAAGGGAAUCCAAACAAGAGCAAUCCAAUUAAAACACAGCAGCAAUGCAAAAACUUUGGCCUUAAAAAAACUAGCAAACGAAAACGGAGACUUCAGCUUACUUAAAUACUUUAAAUCGUUCCAAGGGAUAAAGAAAAAACCACAACAAUGCAUUCUGUUCACGAACCAAAAAUUUAAGGUUUCUGAAAACACAAAAUUUCAGCUAGAAGGAAAAGAUUUUUUCUUGGAACCUUAUAAAACAGAAAUUGCUGAUGAUUGUAUGAAAGUUUCUCAAGAUAUAAAUUAUUGCCACAAAUUUCGAAUUCUAGAAGAAGAAAACCAUGGAGAAGUUUCUUUAGAACUUCAAGAGUUCAAGACAUUCCUUGAAAGCUUUAGUCUAUACACUAAUCAACAAAGUCUCUACAGACUGGAAAAAUCAACAGCCAAUAACUUCACGAAGACAUUCUGUUCGAAUCAAGAAACCUUCGAAAAGUACGUUAGAAUUAUAUCUGAGUGGGAUAUGCUAGAAGGAUCAAAAAUAAAGUUAGACAAGAAGUUGAUGCAACGUGCAAUUGCGCUUUGUCUGUUAUCUCCUUACGUCGAACAUUUUACUUCUGGUCCAGUCAGCGACAAAGGGAAAAUUCUUCGAGAAGCGAUUUGUUCAUUUGAUAUUACGUUGUUGGAAAACACCGAGUGCGAUGUGGUGAAAGAGUUGUGGGACGACUUGGACAAGAAUAUUGACAUCAAGGAACUAAAUAGACUGAGAUCUUUUUAUCGUCUUUCUCCUAAUUAUAUAUUCAGGAUAGAAGAUGUAGAUGGAAAUGUGUUGGCGCAAUUGUUGUGGUUGAUGGAGAAACGUCCGCUAAUUGUAAAAGAACACGAAAAUAUCGAAAAAGCCAUUCAACUUUGUCCUGAUGGAAAAUUCGUCUUGCUUGGUGAAGGAAAAUGGGGAGAGUGGAUGAAAGGUCGCUCCGUGUUUCAGAACUUGUUGGAUUUGAAAUCAGAACAGAAUUUAUAUGAAAGAGUGAAGCAAAAUUUUACCAUUUCCUUGCAAGGGAAGGCGGCGCUUACUCUGACGGAGGCAUGUGGAGGAAAUGAAGAAUUUUUGAAGAAUAUUGUUGUAAAUAAUCUUUUAGAAAUGAUAGACAGUCCACGCCUGCUAGACGGGGAAAAAGAAGUUCUUCCCAGUCCUUACAUCGAAAGGUAUUUGUCGUUAAAUGUUAUAGAUAGUAAGUAUUUAAAACAUGUCAAUCCUAAAACCGUAGUUAUUCUAAAUUGCGCAGAUAGUUCUAAUGAAAUAGAAAAACUUCCAAAUAUUAAACUGAGAGACAUCGACGAUUAUUUAAAUGAACCAGAAUGUAGAACUUCUGAUGAUCCAAUUUUCAUUAUAAGUAAAACUAAAUGUAGUGAAUCUGAAUUUGAGGUAAUAUGCUCUGAAACUCCAAAAUCAAAAACGAUUCAUUAUUUCAGAUUUCUUAAAAACAACAUUUUAGAAUGGGUCCGGAGCAGAGGCAAUGUCGAAGAUUUGCAUGAUUAUAAAUUACUUAAUCAUUCUAAAAACGAAAAUGAAUUUUGGUCGUCCGAAUUUAGAAAGAGCAUUAAUUUAGUAAUAGGUGAUCCGGGGAUGGGUAAAACUGAACUAACAAAAAGUUUAAAAAAUAAGUGUUCUCCUGAAUACUGGACAGUAAUUAUUAGCCCUCAAGACGUUAAUUUAUUUUUUGAACAAUCAAAAGAGUGUAAAACAUCGGACUAUGCAAAUUUAUUUCAAUUCAUCUUGGGCACAAAAUAUCAGACUCUUACAAGGUUAGAUAAAGAAUUUUUUAAAAUGUGUUCCGAUCAACUGCGCGUUUUCUACAUGUGGGAUGCUCUUGAUGAAAUUUCUACUAAAUAUUUGGAAGACGUUUCAGAUUUGAUUGUUGUGUUAUCACAGAAAGGUUUCAUGCAAUGGGUUACCAGUAGAAAACACUUGAAACCGUUCCUUGAAAAAAAAUUUAAUACAUUUUCUUUGGACAUAAAUCAGUUUAAUGAGUAUGACCAAGACGAUUAUAUUAGAAAACGUUUUAGUUCUGUUAUUUCAACUAACAAUAUAGAAAGUACGAUUCAAAAAGUGAAAUCUAGCUUUGCUCUCAUAAAACAUGUAGAUAUUUUAGGAAUCCCACUUCAAAUAUAUAUGUUCACAGAGAUAGUUCUUCAAAAUAACGACAAAUAUUUAAAAUUAUUUGGCGAUUCUUGGCGCUUAAUUGAUUUAUAUCAUUACUUUAUUGAAGAGAAGUUCAACAUUUUCUACCGAAAUAAAUUGUGUCUUAAUAUUCAGGAUUAUUAUUCAAGGCGUGUGUUUAAGAGUGAGAAAGAAAAAAUCUUAACACAUUAUGAAAAACUCGCAGUUGACUUAAUAUUUUCCGACUGCGAAGAUAUUAAAUGUCAAGAAGACACUGACAGCACUCACGAAUACGAAACCAUCGGUAUUAUAACUGGUCUACAAAAUAACACACCGGUUUUUGUGCAUGCAUCAUUUGCGGAAUAUUUGACUGCCGCGUAUUUCUCGAAAAAUUUUGAGGUUAUACCAGGAGAUAGGUUUUUCGAUCGAAAGUAUAACAACGUACGAUUUUUCUUUGAUAUGUUGUUGGCGAAAAACUCACCAGUUCACAUUGCAGUCUUGUACCGAAAUUUUGCCGCUCUAAAGAGCUAUGACGACAAAAUAUUAACAAGGAAAGAUGUCGGUGGAAGAAAUGCCUUACAUUUGAUUUGUUCGUGGGGACAAAGACAUUCGCGUCUGACUGUGAGGAGUUCUAAGAUAAAUAGAGAUUUUUCAUAUUUUAGUUCUGUCUUGGUGAAAAAAAUUUCCUUUUCGAAAAAAAUACCUAGUGUGCGGUACACUCUCGAUGACUACGAAUUUACUAAAGGGGAAUUAGAAACAAGGGAAUAUUUAAAUGCAGUGCUACACUUGUUUAGUAAAUGUAACAUGUCAGAACCGGACGAGUUAUUUAAAAUGACGCCAUUGUCAUAUGCUCGAGUCAGUGAAAGUUUAGGUGUGGAACUGAAAUUGCUACAGUCAGAAAUGUCACAAACAAAACAGUUGCAUAGUUGUUGUGAUAGAAUUAAUAUUUUAUAUUGCAGUAGUUUUUUUGGUUAUGAGAAUGCGAUUAAAACGGUCUUUUCUAAAGAAUUAAGUACUUAUUACGAUGAAGUAAAUUUUAUUUCUAUAGUGGGUAAUGACACUGCGCUUACGUUGGCGUCCAAAAACGGACACACAGUAGUCGUUGAAUGUUUGUUAAAUCUAGGAACCGAAAUCAAUCGCUCUAAUAAAUAUGGUUGGACACCUCUUUAUGCAGCUUCUUUUCACGGUCACGAAAAAACUGUCGAAUGUCUAGCGACAAGAGGAGCAAAAAUUAAUCAUACUGACAACUAUGGUCGGACACCGCUUUACGCAGCUUCAUCUAACGGCCACAAAAAAAUCGUCGAAUGCCUAGUAAAAUGGGGAGCCCAACUGAAUCGUGCUGAUGACUUUAGUGAGACACCGCUUUAUGUAGCUUGCUCGAGGGGCCACGAAAAAAUUGUCGAAUUCCUAGUGAAAUGCGGAGCUGAAACCAAUUGCGCCGAUGAAAAUGGUAGGACAGUACUUCACGCAGCUUCCUCGAACGGCGACGAAAAAAUCGUUGAAUACCUAGUAAAAAACGGAGCUGAAGUCAAUCGCGCUGACAUUUCUGGUGAGACACCGCUUGAGGCAGCUGCUUCGAAUGGUCACUAUAAAACUGUCGAAUAUUUAGCGAAAUGCGGAGCCGAAAUCAAUCGCGCUGAUAAACAUGGCAAGACACCGCUUUACGUAGCUACCUCGAAAGGCGACCACAUAAUUGUCGAAUGCCUAGUGAAAUGCGGAGCAGAAAUUAAUCGCGCUAAUAAUAAAGGUUGGACACCGCUUGACAAAGCUUCCGGGUUUGGUUACGAAAAAAUUGUCGAAUGUCUAGUGAAAGGCGGAGCUGAAAUCAAUCGCCCUGAUAAUAGAGGUGAGACACCGCUUUACACAGCUUCCACGUUCGGUCACGAAAAAAUUGUUGAAUUCCUAGUGAAAUCCGGAGCCGAAAUCAAUCGCGGUGAUAAUGGCGGUCGGACACCGCUUUAUGCAGCCUCCAAGAACGGGCGCGAAAAUACUGUCAAAUGUCUAGUGAAAUACGGAGCCGAAAUCAAUCGCCCUCGGAAUAAUGGUCGGACACCACUUUACGCAGCUUCUGCGAACGACAACGAAAAAAUUGUCGAAUAUCUAGCGAAAUGCGGAGGCGAAGUUAAUCGCACUGACGAACACGGUAAGACACCGCUUUACGCAGCUUCCUCGAAGGGCCACGAAAAAAUUGUCGAAUGUCUAGUGAAAAACGGGGCCGAAAUCAAUCGAGCUGAUAAAAAUGGUUGGACACCGCUUAAGGCAGCGUCGUGCAAAGGUCACGCAGAAAUUGUCGAAUAUCUAGCGAAAUGCGGAAGCGAAGUUAAUCGCGCUGAUGAAUAAGUCACUUCAUUUACCAAAAUUUCCUAACAAUUACAAUAUCGUGGGUUGCAUAUCUUACACCUUCCCCCCUUCAAAUAAAAUACAAGCUCACCAAGAUUUUAAUCCGGGAAUCGCGAGAUAAUUUUGCCUUGUCACACCGCCGUUGAUAUUUUUCAGAUGUGUGUGUCAAGUGCUGAACAUAAAUAGAGCAUUUGUAUAUAAAUCUAAAACUAUUAAAAAAUAUUUACCCUUGAUUGGACCACAGAAAUCCAAGUGUAACUUCUCCCAAGGUAGUUUUGGAUAUUCCCAAGAAUUGAAUUUCACUUUAGGAGGAUUAUUAACAUGUAAAGAACAAACUUCACAUAAUUUAGUUAAUGAUUUCAUUAAUUCAGAACUAUCUGACGCAAACAGAUUCGACAUUGUAGUUAGAUAGGUUAACUAAUAAAAAUAAAAUGAUACGUUGGCAAAGUUCCAUGCCUUUGAUUAAAACUGUAAUACGAGUAUAUGUAAAUAAUAAUAAUCAUUUUAAGUUUGACAUUUACAGUUAUAUGUUUUAAUUAAUUAAUUAUACACAUGAAAAAUAACUCCUCAGUUUACUCUUAGUUGAAAAUCAUUUUAUUAUCCGCUAUUUAAUUAUACUGUAUGCAUAUUGUAAAUAAAAUUAUGCUAUGGUAUUGUAUUCAUAUUAUGUAAACUUUUAUUUAAAUGAACCAUUUUAUAUUGUAGUGGGAUUUCUUAAAAAUAAUUUUAACGAAAAUUGUUCUUUUAAUAAAGUAAUUUAAAGUAAA